Tachyglossus aculeatus (Australian echidna) is the source of this 2704-nucleotide messenger RNA. RefSeq names its product ELOVL fatty acid elongase 5 (gene ELOVL5). Gene Ontology annotation, biological process: fatty acid elongation, polyunsaturated fatty acid; fatty acid elongation, saturated fatty acid; fatty acid elongation, monounsaturated fatty acid. Gene Ontology annotation, cellular component: endoplasmic reticulum membrane; endoplasmic reticulum. The record is from RefSeq and is a predicted model, not a curated record. The coding region runs from base 1 to 885 and encodes 294 amino acids. The transcript is spliced from 7 exons. Gene Ontology annotation, molecular function: fatty acid elongase activity. NCBI's taxonomy places the organism in Eukaryota, Metazoa, Chordata, Mammalia, Monotremata, Tachyglossidae.
AUGGAGUUCCUGGAUGCAACCAUCAAUAGUUAUUCAGAGAUUUUGCUUGGACCAAGAGAUCCCAGAGUAAAGGGAUGGCUUCUUCUGGACAAUUAUAUGCCUACCUUCAUCUUUUCAGUCCUAUACUUGUUAAUAGUAUGGAUGGGACCAAAAUACAUGCAGAAUAAACAGCCAUAUUCUUGCAGGGGAAUUCUAGUGGUUUAUAACCUUGGACUUACGCUGCUGUCUUUCUAUAUGUUUUAUGAGUUGGUGACAGGAGUGUGGGAAGGCGGUUACAACUUCUACUGCCAGGAUACACACAGUGGUGGCGAUGCAGACAUGAAGAUCAUCCGAGUCCUCUGGUGGUACUACUUUUCAAAACUCAUUGAAUUCAUGGACACCUUCUUCUUCAUUUUACGAAAGAACAACCACCAGAUCACCGUUCUGCAUGUCUACCAUCACGCCUCCAUGCUGAAUAUCUGGUGGUUUGUCAUGAAUUGGGUGCCUUGUGGUCACUCCUACUUUGGAGCCACAUUGAACAGCUUCAUUCACGUCCUUAUGUAUUCCUACUACGGCCUGUCUGCUAUUCCUGCCAUGCGCCCUUAUCUGUGGUGGAAGAAAUACAUCACCCAGGGACAGCUGGUCCAGUUUGUGUUGACAAUCAUUCAGACCAGCUGCGGUGUUGUGUGGCCCUGUUCCUUUCCGAUGGGUUGGCUGUACUUCCAGAUUUGCUACAUGAUUUCUCUCAUUACCCUGUUCACAAACUUCUACAUCCAGACGUACAACAAGGCAUCGGCCCGGAGGAAAGACUAUCAGAAUGGCUCUGCUCUAGUCGUGAAUGGGCACACAAACAGCUUUUCUUCCCAUGAGAACAACGUGAAGCCGAGAAAACAAAGGAAGGAUUGAAGACAGAGCUUUUUGCAAUCCCUGAAAACAAAAAUCAUCUGAUUGUAAGCACAAUAUGAGUUGUGCACUGAUACUCUAACGGCUACUGUAACUAUUCCUGCCUACAAUAGUGCGAUUUUUCUGUAGGACUUAACCAGUGCAAACACCCUAGAACACGUAUAAAAGAUAACAAAAGUAGGCUAAAGAUUUUAGUAAUUAUGGGCUCUCGUUGACCCUGGUAGAGACUGUGGAAGGGAGUAGUAUUGUAGUAUAUGACACUGCUGUUGCCUUAUUAGUCAAUAUGAUAGGUGCUGAAUUGUGAUUCACAAUUUCAAAACACUGUAAUCCAAACUCAUAUUUUUUACUGUAGAUUAAGCAUGUGAUUAUAAAUGUAAAUUUGUAUGACAUUUCAGUAGAGAUAAACACACAUGCCUUAAGAUUUAAAAAGCAGGGCCCAAAGCUUCUUGUUAAUUUAAAAGUAGACUGCGUCUAUAGGUUUGGGUUUUUAGUUUGUUUUAAAUAGUUUCAUUUAGAGAAGAUCAUGAUGGAGAAGAUGAGUAAAUCCAGUGGCUAGUACACACUCAAGGGAAAGCAGAAAUGGCCACUUUCCACUUUAGUAAUAUUGGCUUUGAGCAAAUACAGUCCUGUUGGAAGAGCUGAUUGACCUUUUUAGCAGAUCUUAUUUUUUUAUUUUGAGUGCCGUUAACGUAAAAUAAAAUUGGUGUUCAAUCAGUCUUGAUAAGACUUAAAUAUAGCUUCUUUCUCUCUAAGUUUAUUGAGCAUCCAGGGUAGAUCCACCGUUUGUAAUUUCCAAACCUCUCUCUACAUGCUAAGCUGUUUUCAUAGUCGGGGACCAUGCCAGCUUCAUUUUGAGCACCUUGGGUAGGAGGCCUGCAUUUUCAAAAGCCGACUGGAUACUUCUGAUUUAACAUAGUCCCUGUAGAUAGAGUUAAAGAGUUAUUCUGUGACAUUUAAGACAAGGGUCGUGUUUAGGUUAGUUUCUAUAUUGCCCUCCGUUCAGAUGCAAAAUUGCUUUUAAAAAUGUGCCUAGUGUACCAAAAAAAAACCUUUCCAAACUUAAAAUAAUUAAGAAUAAUAAGGUAAAAUUAAACAGGUAGCUGCAGUAUGAGAGCUUUGAAAUUUGAUGAAGAUGAUUAUUUAGGGUAAGUCAUCUAGAACUAUCGCCAUUUUUCUGCUUGGUAUAUCACAAUUUGUUUAGAACUGCUCAUUUAAAAUUAUAUACCAUUUACUCAAUAGAACCCUUGCCUCGCACUUGAGUCAGUGGUAAAACAGGUAAGAGCUAAUAUGUCAUUUAUAGUGUUGAAAUAUAUCUGAUGAAUACUUUACUCAUUGAACUAUGAGUCCAUUGAACCACUCACAAUGUCUUAGUCGUUAUUGAUCUAAGUGUGUAGACUAACCGUUGCGUUUGGUAUUUGUGUCUAUCGAGUUGAUCAUGCUUCAGUUUUGCACAUCUGUAUUUAGGGAACUGUUCAGUUCUCUUAUUAAUUGUGUGGGUUUGCUUUACUCUUCUUCGGAAGGAGACACAGCGUUUGUUUACAUUUAUCUUAUCCAAGCUAGACGUGUGGGUGUGUGCGUGUGUGCGCACUUGUGUGUGUGUGUGUGUUUUUAAGUAUUUGUCUUCAUUUCUAGGUACCAGUUUGCAAAGUCUUUACAUAUUUCAGUAGAGCAGCAGUAAUAUUCAAACUAGUGAUGUGUGCUAGAAAUCCAUAGCUCAUCUGGAUAUAUAUGCGUGUGUGUAUAUAUGUAUACACAUAUACACACACACACAUUGUCAAACGGUGUCAAACAUUAAUCAUUAAAACAUUUUUGAUUAUCUGUG